This is a messenger RNA of Tachyglossus aculeatus (Australian echidna), 828 nucleotides long. Its product is annotated as cyclin-dependent kinase 4 inhibitor B-like. The coding region runs from base 14 to 517 and encodes 167 amino acids. Gene Ontology annotation, cellular component: nucleus. The record is from RefSeq and is a predicted model, not a curated record. Gene Ontology annotation, biological process: regulation of cyclin-dependent protein serine/threonine kinase activity; negative regulation of cell population proliferation. The transcript is spliced from 3 exons. NCBI's taxonomy places the organism in Eukaryota, Metazoa, Chordata, Mammalia, Monotremata, Tachyglossidae. Gene Ontology annotation, molecular function: cyclin-dependent protein serine/threonine kinase inhibitor activity; protein kinase binding.
UGGGCAGGCUACGAUGCAGUCGACGAAAAAUCUGAAUGUAACAGCAGAGAAGCUGGCAGCGGCCGCAGCCAGGGGCCGAGCAAAGGAAGUGCGGGAACUCCUGGAAGCGGGGGCGGACCCCAACGUGAGGAGCCGGUUCGGCCGGAGCCCAAUUCAGGUGAUGCAGAUGGGCAACACGGAGGUGGCGGAGCUGCUGCUGCAGCACGGCGCGGAGCCCAACAGCCCGGACCCCACCACGCUCACCCAGCCCGCUCACGACGCCGCCCGCGAGGGCUUCCUGGACACCCUGGUGCUGCUGCACGGGGCCGGGGCGCGGCUGGACGUCCCGGACGCCUGGGGCCGCCUCCCUGUCGACCUGGCUCUCGAACAAGGGCACCACCACGUCGCCAGAUACCUGCGCGCCGCGGCCGGGGGCACUGCCGACCCCGUCCUCAACAAGGGCCCUGCUCUCGGUAGUGGCAAAGAGCCGGAGGGAGCGCUAUCCUUCUUGGAAACCCGAGUCUUUCAGAGAAAAUGAAAGAUUCCGGAAGCGAUGCUUCAGCAAGAACAGCAAGAACUGCGUGCUACCACCAGCUCCAAGCCGCGCACUGAAUAGCCCACGGCCUCACUUUGCUGGUUGGAACCCCGCUGCAAUUGGCGUGCUUUGAGCAGCUUGCCCAUCUAAAUUGUUUAGAUUGAAUUUUGAUUUCCGGGGCAUAAGCUAUGAUUCCAUGUGGCAGUCAUUACUUUUGCUCGAAUUGUACAUAAAUCAUUCCCCAAAGACAAGACGUUACGCUACUGCUUCGGCUCAAUUUAAGAUGCUAUAUAAUCCAAUAAAAUGAAAAGGAC